AUGACCAGUUACGCUUCCAUUCGUUCGCCGCCCAGCGACUCGUCGUCUCGCCCCAACAGCACCGCCAGCAUGUCGCGCCGUCCACGUCGCAAGGAGAACGGAGUCCACGGCCAGGCCAGCUGGAUCAGUAGUGUCAUCAACCUGGUCAACACCAUUGUCGGUGCCGGCGUGCUGGCCAUGCCCUCGGCCCUGUCCAACAUGGGCAUCCUGCUCGGCAUCCUCGUCAUCAUCUGGUCUGGUCUUACUUCUGGCUUCGGUCUCUACCUUCAAACAAGAUGUGCGCGAUACCUGGAUCGUGGCAGUGCGAGUUUCUUCGCCCUGAGCCAAAUCACAUACCCUAACGCUGCUGUCAUUUUCGACGCCGCCAUUGCUAUCAAGUGUUUCGGUGUGGGCAUUAGUUAUCUCAUCAUUAUUGGUGAUCUCAUGCCUGGCGUAGUUCGAGGCUUCACAGACACUCCUGCUGCCGACUAUCUGCUGGACAGACAUUUCUGGGUUACUGCCUUUAUGCUUGAUUCGCUCAAGUACACCAGUAUUGUUGCCCUGGUCUCUAUUGGUUACCUUGUUGUCUUGGUAGUCUACCACUUUGCAAAAGGCGAUGACAUGGGUCUCAAGGGCGAGAUUAGCAUCGUGCCUGACAAGGGUAUCGUGCCUGUCUUGGCCAGUUUCCCUGUCAUCGUCUUUGCCUAUACCUGCCAUCAAAACGUAAGAAACUCCCUUGUUCCUGUCCUCUGGUCAGAAGCUUACUCUAGUAGANUGUUCUCGAUUCUCAACGAGAUCGAAGACAACAGUCCUUUCAAGACAACCUCUGUCGUCUUGGCCAGUAUUGAUAUUCCUUCGGUCGCAUCGACAAUCGGCAAAGCAGCGAUUGUUGUGCUUGUCAUGUUCUCAUACCCUCUGCAAGUUCAUCCUUGCCGUGCUUCAGUUGACGCAGUACUCAAAUGGCGUCCGGCUUCGCGCAAACAGCCAGAGUAUGCCUCUGUCAAUGGCUCUCCAUCGCGCUCGACUCUCCUGAACUCUGGAAACAAUUCGCAGAGAGGCCGCGGUGAGAUGAGCGACAGACGUUUCGCAGUCAUCACUACAGUCAUCAUCAUUUUGAGCUACAUUGUAGCCAUGACCGUGUCGUCUCUGUCAGUGGUGCUCGCAUACGUUGGCAGCACAGGAAGCACUUCGAUCAGUUUCAUUCUUCCAGGAUUGUUCUACUACAAGAUUUCAUCGCCAGAUUCACCGCAUCACCAACGAUUGCUCAAGGAGGACGAUGACGAAGAGGCAGAGGUGGACGGAGAAGUACAGACAGGAUGGAACAGUGGCAGCAUUCUGCGCAAGCUCAGUCUUGGGCUGGCGAUCUACGGCCUGCUGGUCAUGGUGGUUUGCCUUGUCACCAACACAUUCUUUGUUGUUGCGCAUUGA
Messenger RNA from Aureobasidium musti, 1407 nucleotides. The record is from the annotation of a GenBank genome assembly. Lineage: Eukaryota; Fungi; Ascomycota; Dothideomycetes; Dothideales; Saccotheciaceae.